This is a messenger RNA of Sus scrofa (pig), 1076 nucleotides long. Its product is annotated as keratin-associated protein 3-3. The record is from RefSeq and is a predicted model, not a curated record. Gene Ontology annotation, molecular function: structural molecule activity. Gene Ontology annotation, cellular component: keratin filament. Lineage: Eukaryota; Metazoa; Chordata; Mammalia; Artiodactyla; Suidae.
UGCAUAUUAUUUAAAACUAAGGGGGAAAAAAGGAGAAGAAUUUAGCCUCUGAAAUGAUAGCUGAAGAGUCACUUAGACUGAUUAUCCGUAAUUUAUGUACGAUUUGACAUUCCACAGCCCUGUGAAGGUAAACUGUGAUCAUAUGACAAGAAAUAACAAGUCAAUGAGUCAAAAACAUGAUUCCUUUAAUAAGGGCAGAAACUCUUAGUGGACAAGUAAAUACCAAACUGAUUAGAGAAUCUUGGUGGAAAAGAGUGACAUAAACCACAAUGAGGGGAAGCCUUCUGGUUGGACCAACGCUCAAUGAGCAAAGUAUAUAAGAGCCCAAAAGUCAGAGGAGACAUCUGCAUUCUCGAAAUCUCGUCUUUCUCUCCAAGAAACCAAAGCAAACCAGAUUCCCGAUACUAUGGCUUGCUCCGCGAUCCGUUACUGCUGCAGAGUCCCCACUGGCCCCGCCACCACCAUCUGCUCCUCUGACAAAUUCUGCCGGUGUGGAGUCUGCCUGCCCAGCACCUGCCCCCACACUGUUUGGCUACUGGAGCCAAUCUGCUGUGACAACUGCCCCCCACCCUGCCACAUCCCUCAGCCCUGUGUGCCCACCUGCUUCCUGCUCAACUCCUCCCAGCCCACCCCUGGCCUGGAGACCCUCAAUCUCACAACCCACGUUCAGCCUGGCUGCAGCGAGCCCUGCAUCCCAAGAUGCUGCUGAGUGAUGGCUGACGCCCUCAGCGCCUGGCAGUAAAGAACGCAGGCUGGGCUGUGUCCUCAGCAUUCACUUGCCUCCAGAUUUUAUCAGAUAUUGAGGCAGACCAGUUGGCCUAGAUGUGGAAAACCUGCCUCUCAUCAUAAUGGAAAGAAAAUCAAGACUUUUUAAAUGGUUAUUUCGCUAAGUAACCAUUGGAUUCAUUUGGGCAGAGAACGUCAUCUCUAAUCAAAACAGUACUGAAAUCUACAAGACCUCAGACUCCACUUUCCUGAUCAUGUGGCUUCUUGGAUCCCAUUUCUUGGACGGGUGUUUUCCUAGAGGGAAAUUAAUUUCUUGAUGGGUUUUCCAAUAAACUUUACUUGUGUGGUGA